Dermacentor silvarum is the source of this 1696-nucleotide messenger RNA. RefSeq names its product angiotensin-converting enzyme. Lineage: Eukaryota; Metazoa; Arthropoda; Arachnida; Ixodida; Ixodidae. The record is from RefSeq and is a predicted model, not a curated record. Gene Ontology annotation, molecular function: peptidyl-dipeptidase activity; metallopeptidase activity. The transcript has 11 exons. The coding region runs from base 172 to 1443 and encodes 423 amino acids. Gene Ontology annotation, cellular component: plasma membrane. Gene Ontology annotation, biological process: proteolysis.
CUUCAAUUAGAGGCGCUGCUGUCAAGCAUUCGUUCCAACGUCACCUUGUGCCAGUACAGAGGCGGCUGGAAAGAUGGCGAUGGUGGUUGUCAGCUGACCUUUUCAGACUUGCAACGCAUUAUCAGCCUCUCGGAGAACAGCGCUGAGCGCCUACAUUAUUUCAAGCAGCGGAUGAAGCAGGCAAGGCGUUUCGGAGACGCUUUCUAUGAGAUUCUGCAGAUUAUCGCCAUGGAAAGCCAGAUGAACGGCUUUAGGAAAGCAGCAGACUACGUCAUGCAUUCUUACGAAUGGCCGACGUUCAAGGCCGAUACGGAAGCAUUUUGGAACAAACUGCUGCCGCUCUACCAGCGUAUGCAUCGUCUGGUGCGAAAGAGGCUGACGAGAAAGUACGGCUCUAAACGCGUGUCUCCGACUGGUCCCAUAGACGUUCACCUACUGGGCGUGCAGGGUUACUUGACAAGCAAUGCGGCAGAUUUGACAGACCCUUUGACGGCAUCGACGUGGAACGCUGAAAACUCUCCUGUGAACUCGAAGUCCCAAAACUUCAACGCAUUGAACGCGUUCAAAGAGGCGGAGUACUUCUACGUCUCUCUGGGGCUGCCACAGCUGCCUAAGAGUGUUUGGGCGAAGUCUUUGAUUAAAACGUCAUCGUCGAGGGAUGCCGAGGUCUCGUGCGAGGCGUCUGCUUGGGACUUUUGCGAUGGACAAGAUUACAGGGUCAAGAUGUGCACCGAAGCAACUGUCAGUGGCCUUGGAACGGUGUUCCACGAGAUGGGACACGUUUAUUACUUCAUGCUGUACGCGCACCUGCCGCAUGUCUUUCGGACAGGAGCAAACGAAGCAUUCCACGAAGCUGUUGCAGACGCUCUGUCAUGGUUGGCCAUUCAAUCUAGACGACUUCGAGAACAUCUCAGAUUUGGAGUAAUAGAUGCCGCUGCGGAGACACACCACCUACUGGCACGCGCCUUCGACCACGUGGGACAACUGUUUCAUGGAAUCGCAACUAGCAAGUGGAUGUGGACAGUGCUGGACGAACCUGUAAGCCGCGAGCGUAUGGACUCACUAUACUGGGAUAUGAGAGUUAGAUACGAAGGAAUCCGUUCGCCACCGGAUAUCCAGACGAGCAGUUUCCGCUCACCUGCGGAUUAUGAUUUUCGCGCACACAUGAACCGAAUCAGGUCUAUGUGCAGCCUGGUCGUGCAGAUGCAAAUAGUCAAGUACCUGUGCGUAGGAGCGAAUCACACGGGCCGACUGCACGAAUGCGACAUUUUCGGCUCUAAAGAAGCAGGCAGACGUCUCACGUCAAUUCUUAAGCAUGGAUCAUCAAAGCCCUUGGCGGAUAUUAUGGAAAUGAUCAGUGAAGGUCAGCAUAAAACUAUGGAUGCCUCGGCUACUCUCGAAUACUUCCUUCCCGUGAUGGAGUGGCUGCAGGAUGAUUCCUGAAAGCUACGUCGGAUGGGGUCAACACCGGUAGUACUGGUGCCUCUCUGCGUUUUCAUCCGCCUCUGCCCAUUGUACGUAAAAUGGGUCAGUGAUAUCACUCGGUCGUGCGAUCUGAUAGCUUUCUACGUGACGUCAUCGGAAACACCUGAAUCAUGCCACUCCAAUCAGUUUUUUUUUUUGAGAGUAUAUGUAUGCAGAUCAAUUUGUGUAGAAUUGAAACCCUUUAGAAACAUGUAAAACAAACCUCAAAAAA